Linum tenue is the source of this 2901-nucleotide messenger RNA. The record is from the annotation of a GenBank genome assembly. Lineage: Eukaryota; Viridiplantae; Streptophyta; Magnoliopsida; Malpighiales; Linaceae.
AAAGAAAAAGAAAAAUCAGACUGUCUUUCUAUCUCAUCAUCUUCUUCCUCCGCCCACUCUCUAACAUUUUCCCCGAUCUGAGUCGUCGGUCGCUUUCCUCCUCUUUCUUUCCAUCGAUCGGACAAAAAAAGUAACCUCAACUUCUGGUCGCCGCUGUCGCCAUCGUCGUUGGAGGUGAAGCUCUGGUUGUCUUUUCCUUUUUCUUUUCUCUCGUCGUGGGCAGAGAGACAACGAGAGUCGAGAGAGGGAAAAUGGAGAAGGGGGAAGUUGAAAUGGGUUGGUUUCUUUUUGUUUGCUCGAUUUUCAGGAAGAGGAAGAAGUAGAACAGAAGGUCAAGUGGGAGGAGGGAGGGCAUACCUUUUUGGCUUUGUGGCGGAGAGUACGGAGAAAGAUCGGGAGGAGUGAGAGCAGUAAUGUCGGCAGGGUGAGAUUGGGAUUUGAGAUAUAGGCAUUCUUGGUGGUAAAUGGAAGAACGGGAGGGGUUUCAUUCAGAUGCGGCGAAAUUGUCCAUCUGUUUCAUUAUAAUAGGUUGUUAUUAUCUACCUGAUCGCACCCUCUCUUAUAUUUAUCGGGUGGAUAACUCUCCCAACUCUCCCUACCUCUGUGUUGGAAACGCCGAAACCAAAUUCCAGGAGGUAUGUUGCAACUUUCCUCACCAAAUUAAAAGUCUGCCACAUAAUUCACUUAUUGUGUGUUUGAGGAAGUAGGAGAACGAUUCAGGUCCUUUUAGUUCCCUUUUGCCUCUGAACGUUUUGGUUUCAGUUUACCUCGAAGAAUGGAGGUUUGCUUUCUUUAUUUUUGAAUUUUUGGAUUCAUUUACUAUUUUGGCUUUGUGACAUGAAAUUGAUGGUUGUGGUUCAUGGCAAAGUUCUGUCCGGUUGGAACCUUUGACCCCUAAUUAGUUGCUCCAUCUUGUGGGUUGUGAGGUGUUGUGGAUGGGUUAACAAUGAUAUACAUCAGUAUACGAUUGAUAGAUGCAACCUUGAUAUUAUGCCUCUCAGCUAUUAUGCCAGGGAUGUUGCAAUGGAGCUUGUUUUGAGUUUUUUGUUUUUGGUCUUUGUCUUGUGUUUAACAAGCAUAGGGAGGGACUUGGUUGCUCUGUCCUUGUUUUGCUUCUCUGGGUUUUUUUAAUGAUAAUGAUUUGAUUAGUUAAAUAUGAUGGUAAGAUCUCUCGUUGAUGUGUUACAUAGGCAGAUUUGAGUGUCAAGCUUUUUCCCUUUGCUGUGGACAAUAUCUAUUCUUAAGGUUUGUAGAUGUUGGGUUUCAUCCGUGACACUUGGAACAGGAUGGCAGAUUGAGUCUUGUGCAGCUUUUGAUUGUGUUUGGUUGUUUUCAGGGUUUCUUUUUUGGUCCAAGCUAGUCUUCGAGAAAGCUUAUAUAAGUUUAGGUAUAUUUUAUAAGAAAAAACCAGGUCAAUAACAAGAGGACGCUAACCACGAAGAAACCUUCAAAAGGGAAGCAGGAAAACUAGUAGCCAGCAUAGACAGCAGCAUCCACAAUGUAGCAGUCGCUGUUCUUAUCUCCCAUUUCUUCUACAUGUACACUACAUGAGCAUAUCAGCCCACCAUCAACAACUUCAACACUGAUAAUCUUCCCCACUGCAAUUUCCCACAAAAGAUAGCUGUUAAGAAUGGUCGUAGCAAAACCAGUCCUUCUUUUUCCCAUUCGAGUACUCAUUCAUUAAUUUAAUCCAAGUACCCGGGAAGCACAAAGAUCCCCAGAAAAUCUAAAAAAACCUUGAAGCUCUAAUCUACUGAUAUAUAGUAGAGCAUAGUAUCCUGAAUAAAUGACUAUAGCUUCAAAGUUGAACUUGUGCUAGUGAGAAGAAGUUGGAAGCUUUGGAAAGAUAAGAACACAAACAGAACUCUUUGAUGGAUGGAGCCAUUGAGUGAGGCUUGUCAUGACCUAGUUUAUUAAAGUCCUUACUGUUAUUGGUGGCUUUGCUUAAGACAACAACUUUGGAAGAGAAAUUGAUGCUUUUGGAUGACAUGUUUUGGCUUAUGCAAUGCUAUCUUUUGAAAGGUGUGGUGACUGCAAAUCAUGGUAGGAUUAGAGUUUGGUCACUUUGUGAGUUCUCCCUUUGUUUAGUGUUCAUAGAUACCCAGAUAAGAAAAGAACAGAUGGGUCUUUUGUGGUAUUCUUUUCUUACUUGCUGCAAUAACUGCAGUCUUGUAUCCACUAUGUAAUUUCUGUUUAAAACUAAUAAAAUGCAUCACCAUAAUAAACCUGAUUACUUCCUUGGAAACACAAUAAUGUCCAUCUUUAUGUAAUUUGCAGGCUGCAGCACACACAAACCAUUUGGAGUUGAGGAAGAAGGAAAGAGAUAGUAACAUGAAACUGGAAGUUCAUGUUUUUAUCACAGAGCUAUUAGCAAGUUUGCAGCAGGUGUGUCGACAGUAGAUUGUUUUCAGCAGCGAAGCAGCUGUAGCAGUUUGAAAUCGCAUGUGGUCAAAAGGAUCGAGGUUUCUAAAAGGUAUCAUAGAGUACCUAUUGAUCGAGGCAAGAGUCUAUUGGCCAGUUAAAGGGGAAGCAUCAAACUGAGUUAUGUGAAUGCAGGUUAGCAGAACUAGAAUUCACCGCUAGCCAGCAAAGCAGAGAUGGUGCAUGAUUCCUUUUAAAAGCCAGAAUGGGCAUGAUAAUAAUAGAAAAUAAUAUGAUGUAUGAUAUUUGGCUUUGAUACUCUGUUAAGUUUUGUAACGAAGGCUGCAUAUUUGGUAGCAGAGUCUCUCACACCUCUUUUGUUCUCUUGGAGGUGUGCCGAGCAGUUAUCAAGUAGAGUUAGGAUUAUUUUAGUCUGUCUUCUUUUACUUCUUACUGAAGUUUGCAGGUUCAUUGUAAAUGUUCAGUGUACUUUGUAAUUUCUCAUUUAAUUAAUAAAUUUACAUAACCAUUAUAAAAAAA